Messenger RNA from Truncatella angustata, 612 nucleotides. RefSeq lists its product as uncharacterized. The transcript is spliced from 2 exons. The record is from RefSeq and is a predicted model, not a curated record. The coding region runs from base 1 to 612 and encodes 203 amino acids. Lineage: Eukaryota; Fungi; Ascomycota; Sordariomycetes; Amphisphaeriales; Sporocadaceae.
AUGAAGCAAUACUGGAGUCACCGGCGAAGCAUAGACAACGCAGAAGGCCGCCUCCCUUUCCAAGUUCCUCGGCUACCUGCUGGUGGCGAUGUAUCGAGUCUCAUCGCUCAGAGGGAAUAUGCGGGUUCGGGGGAGAACAGUUUCGCGGAGAAUGCUGAGGAAUCGGCCCGUCGUCUCGGAGAACGACUUGGUGAUUUUGAUUUGGCUGCACGUGAGCCUGAUCAGGAGAUAAACGAGCCAAAUAGUGACACAGCAACGAGGACAUCUCAUGUGAACGACGCAGCCCCGGUUGAAGGGCCUCCUUACUCUCGGGAUAUAUUGGAUAUUGAAGUCGACGCGGACCCUCCAUUCAACCCAGACGACUUCGAGGAGCUUCUGGCGUCUUAUUUUCGGAGACCCUUGGGGGACUAUAACAAUAGAUCGACCCCAGCGGAGACCAUUGACGGCACGGAGAUGUCUGGAAUCCUCACCGAUCUUGAGGAAGAACCCACAACAAACCCAGUCACUUCUGAUCACUCAAGCCAUCAUGAGUCGGAGAUAUGGGCCGAUUAUAGUUCAAUUAAUUACUGGGAGCUUUUGCUGCUUGCCGAUGGGAAAGCCAAGGCCGAGUAA